GGUGUUUUUAUCGCACUUAUUUUGGUUGCAUAUUUUCAACACAUUUCUCACAAUCAAUUGACGAAUUCAAUAAGAGUUGUGUGGAUCGCAAACAUUCAACUUACUUGUUUCAUAUUUGAAUUGAAGGGUUUUUAGUAUACGUUUGAUUUCAAUCAUGCGUUUUUCGCAAAAAUAACACAUUUCGUUGAAAGCAACAACAAAAAAAAAAUUAUUCGCUUGAAUUUUGAAGAAGAAGAAAAACCCAUUUAUUAUCAGUAAAUAUAAAUUAGUAAAUAUAAACAACGAUUUUGAUUGAAUGGAAAAGUGUUUGUUUGCUUGAGCACGAGUUUUUAAAAAAAAAGAGAAAUUGAAUUUGAUUGAAUUUUGGGCGCUGAUACAGCAUGUCACGAAAAGCGACAAUUGUUAAUUAUUAUGGUCCACAAGGCAAUUCCCGAUGCGGAUACUGCAACAAUUCCAACUCAAGUCAAUCACACGGUAUGUGGGCACAUUGCAUGACAGCGGCUGAUUAUCAAGAUUUAAUUGAUCGAGGAUGGCGACGCUCCGGACAGUAUUGUUACAAGCCAAAUAACAAGAUUACAUGUUGCCCUUGUUAUACGAUCAAAUGUGAUGCACCAGCACUUCAUUUGUCAAAAUCACACAAGAAAAUUCUGAAAAAAAUGAAUAAUUUUCUACGAACGGGACAAAAAAGUGGUGGAAACAAUGAUAGCAAAAAUGAUGAUGCCGAUAAUGAUGCUAAAAACAAUUCGAACGUUGAUAUUAAUGAUGAUGAUGUUAAAAUGGAUAUGAUGCAGCCAACCGAAGUUGGAGAAUCAAGUGCCUUAGCUGAAUGCAAAAUGAUUACCUCAAAUCAGCCAAAAGAAUCGAUUGAUAUAGAUAAUAUGCUAGAAAUUAUUGAAAAUACAGAAAAUGAUGUGAAUAAACAGAAACCAAGCACCUCAUCUGCCGCCACCAAAAUCGAUGAGCCACAAACAAAGAAAGCGGAAACCAGUGAUAAUUGCAAUAAAAAUAAUAAGCGUGGUUUGGUUGUCGGUGCGGAUCCCACAAAACCACUACAACCAAAAGCAAAACUGUUGCGUCAACAGCGUAAAGCCGAAAAAUUACUAGCAAAGACCAAUGCGUCCGGUAUGGCUUCCAAUGAUGAUGCUAGUGAAACGGCAAUUGUCGCAAAAAAAUCACCAAAUAAUAUUACAAAAGAUUUAAAAUCAAUGAUCGAUGAAAUGCCAACUGAUGGUGUGCACAAAUUAAAGCUUCUUGUGGUUAAUGUUGAGAGUGACGAAUUUAAACGCAGUCAAAAUACUGAAUUCGAUUUGUAUAUGAAAUAUCAGACAUUAGUUCAUCGCGAUCCACCAACUGAUUUAAGCGAAUUCCUUGAUUUUCUAUGCAUUUCACCCAUUAAGCAUGAAACACCGGAGAAUGGGCCACAGUGUGGAUACGGUUCAUUCCAUCAACAGUAUUGGUUGGAUGAUCAAUUGAUUGCCGUUGGCGUCAUAGAUAUUCUGCCAAAAUGUGUGAGCUCAGUGUAUUUCUUCUAUGAUCCAGAUUUCAGUUUUCUUACGCUUGGAACGUAUGGAACAUUGCGUGAAGUUCAAUUUGUGAGAGAAUUGUGCGAUACACGCCCUGAGCUCAGCGCAUAUUAUAUGGGAUUUUAUAUACACAGUUGUCCAAAGAUGCGAUACAAAGGCAAAUUACAACCAUCGUACUUAUUGUGCCCGGAAAUUUAUACAUGGCAUUUAUUGGAUGCUGAUUUACUCAAAUUGUUAGAUGAAACGAAAUACUCACGCUUCAAUUUAGAUCCGGUGGCUAAAGAUCUCAAUGAAUUCAAUCCGGCCGAUGAUUUGAGCAAUUUACGAUUGCUUGUCGAUUAUAAAUAUUGUUUGACAUACCGAGACUAUAGAGCGUAUAAAGGAACAGAGGGCACCGACAGUGAAGAGGACGACAAUGAUAAUUUUACCGAAUAUGGAAAACUGGUUGGCAAAGUCUUAUCCCGUCGUUUAUAUUUGGUUACCUAAGCUCAAAUGAAUCACAAUUGCAAUAAAAUUGCUGCCGACUCUCUUCAUCAUAAUCGCAACCUUUUCUCUGUUCGCCGACGCCUAAAAGCAUUUUUCAAGCUGCAACUAAAAUUUGUUUUCUCCAUUCAGUCAGUACUCAGUUGACUGAGUAAUAUAGUCAGAUUGAUUAUUGUUACCUGCAAUUCAAUAUUCUCAAAAUGAAUGUUCGAAUUUUUUCACAAAAUGAGAUAUUUUUUUAAAAAAUUAUGUUCACUAUAUUAUAAAUAUGGUCGAAAUAAAUAAAUAAAUACAUUAAAGUCACUUGAGAAGAUAAAUAAGAAUAAACAUACAUUUCUAUA
Molecule: messenger RNA, 2347 nt
Organism: Contarinia nasturtii (swede midge)
Lineage: Eukaryota; Metazoa; Arthropoda; Insecta; Diptera; Cecidomyiidae
Gene: Ate1
Product: arginyl-tRNA--protein transferase 1
Exons: 9
Coding region: 381-2009 (542 amino acids)
Biological process (GO): protein arginylation
Cellular component (GO): cytoplasm
Molecular function (GO): arginyl-tRNA--protein transferase activity
Source: RefSeq, a predicted model, not a curated record